GUACUUUUUAAACUUCAAAUGAAAGGAUAAAAGGGUAAUAAGGUAAAUUUAAAGCAUCCAAUAUUCGCCUGGCAAAUACCUGUCUCAUAUGCGUUCGAGUCCGUUUCUGUUUUCUUAAACAAAGAGAAAAACGUUUAAAAAAUAAAAAUCCACUGAGGCAAAGAGAGAGAAACCGAAAGGCAGAGAGGAAUUUUUUUGGCAUCUUAAACUCCAAAGAGGAGUUUCACUAAUUUCACCGCCCAAAAAGAAAAAUAUUGACUCCCUUGUUUAUUUUCAGUUUACGAAUAACUCUUUUUUUCUUUUUUUCUUUUUUUGCUUAAAGAAGAAAGAAAAAAAAAAUGGCCGGUUCACAGAUCGGAGAAUUAAAAAUGGAAGGAUGGUUACAUAUAAUUCGUUCGAAUCGGAUUGGAUUACAGUACUCAAGGAAACGUUACUUUGUUCUUGAAGAUCAUCUGCUUAAGAGCUUCAAAUCCAUGCCCGUUUCCAAUCUCCAGGAACCUGAUCGAAGUGUUAUUAUUGAUUCCUGCAUUCGAGUUACAGACAAUGGGAGAGAGAGCAUUCACAGCAACGUAUUCUUCAUAUUCACUCUUUAUAAUAGUUCUAAUCACAAUGAUCAACUUAAGCUAGGAGCUAGUAGUCCUGAGGAAGCAGCAAGAUGGAUUCAAUCCUUCCAGGAAGCAGCUUUAAAGGGUGGUACAUACCCUGGAAAUGAUGUUGCUUGUUCAAAGAGCAGAUGGCAGUCCUUUAGAUCGACUGGUUCCAGUAACACAAAUCAUAACAAUUCUAUUGACUGGACUCUUUGUUCAUCCACAAAGAUGGACAGAGUGACAUCUGAUGUUGUAGCACCUUCACCUUGGACAAUCUUUGGCUGUCAGAAUGGUCUUAGACUGUUUAAAGAAGCUAAAGAUAGGGAUUCUCAUGGAAAGUGGGAUGAUCAUCCUGCGAUCAUGGCUGUGGGUGUCAUAGAUGGAACUUCAGAAGCCAUUUUCCAGACACUUAUGUCUCUUGGACCCUCAAGAUCAGAAUGGGAUUUCUGUUUCUACAAGGGUAGUGUGAUUGAACAUCUUGAUGGUCAUACUGAUAUCAUUCACAAGCGGCUAUACGGUGAUUGGUUACCUAUGGGAAUGAAAAGGAGGGAUCUCUUGUUGCGCCGCUAUUGGAGAAGAGAAGAUGAUGGAACAUAUGUUAUUCUGUACCACUCAGUGUUUCACAAGAAGUGCCCCCCACAGAAAAGCUAUAUCCGUGCCUGCCUUAAAAGUGGUGGAUAUGUCAUAUCUCCUCUGAAUGAAGAAAAACACUCAGUUGUAAAACACAUGCUUGCAAUUGAUUGGAAGUUCUGGAAAUUUUAUCUUAAAACUUCUGCAGCCCGAUCUAUUACCAUCCGUAUGCUUGAGAGAGUUGCUGCGUUAAGAGAGUUAUUCAAAGCAAAACAAGGAAAAUAUCCUUCUGCUGAUAUUUCAUCUGGAGAGUUGAUACAGGCUGUUAGGUUGCAACGGAGUGAAGAGGACUGUGUAGUUGAUAUGUGCACACAGAUAGAGGCUGGAAAAUCAAAGGAAAAUUUGAGUGAAGGAAUGGAAAAGGCAUCUUCAGAGCACUCGAGUCUGGUAGGUCUUAAUGAUGCUGCUGAUGAAUUCUUUGAUGUUCCAGAACCAACAGACUAUGAUCAAUCAACAGAUGGGUGGGAUUCUGACUAUGCUCCUGAAGUAUACUCUCAGGAUACACGCCAAACAAAGUUAUCAACUGCUGCUGUUUUUGUGAAAAAGUUACAUGAUCUUGCAGUCCAGAAAAGGGGCUACAUGGACUUACAAGACAUGACGAAGGAAGAUGGCAUAUGUUGCUCCUAUGGAAACACUCUUCCCAAAGAUCCAACUUGUACAUUACCCUGCAGUUGGACAGCGGCAGAACCCUCCACAUUUUUAAUUCGUGGGGAGAAUUACCUAGAAGAUUGUAAGAAGUUUAAGGCAAAGGGCACAUUAAUGCAAAUGGUCGCUGCAGAUUGGCUAAGAUCUGACAAACGCGAAGAUGAUCUAGGAGGGCGUCCUGGGGGCAUUGUUCAGAAAUAUGCUGCUCAGGGUGGACCAGAGUUUUUCUUCAUUGUAAACAUACAGGUGCCAGGUUCAGCAACAUAUAGCCUAGCACUAUACUAUAUUAUGAAUACUCCAGUCGAAGAUUCACCCUUACUGUAUAACUUCAUCAAUGGUGAUGACGCAUAUAGAAAUUCAAGGUUUAAGCUCAUUCCAUAUAUAUCAAAGGGGUCGUGGAUAGUCAAGCAGAGUGUCGGAAAGAAAGCUUGUCUCAUUGGCCAAGCAUUGGAAAUUAAUUAUUUCCGUGGGAAGAACUACUUGGAGCUUGGGAUUGACAUUGGGUCAUCGACGGUGGCAAGAGGCGUGGUCAGUCUUGUGCUUGGUUACCUCAACAAUCUGGUUAUUGAAAUGGCAUUUUUGAUACAGGCAAAUACAGAAGAGGAGCUACCAGAGUAUCUUCUUGGAACAUGCCGGCUGAACCAUCUUGACGCAUCAAAAUCUAUUACAGUAAAAGUAUGAAUAAUUAUUUAUUCUCAACCUGAUGUUUACUAGGCUACACUAGGCUGGUUAAGAAGCUUGGGUGAUGAUUGAUGAAAUUGAAGAAUACCAAAAAUCAUAUUAUUGCAUUAUGGCAUUGCUGCUGCCGCUGCUGCCGCUGCUGCUUCCACAGAUAGAAUUGCAUUCUUUCUUUUUCUUUUUCUUUUUUAAUUAUUUUUAUCAAAUGGUCAUUAUCUACCUAACCCUUGGUGCUCUGUACGUAUCAUCGUAGUAUUUAAAAUGGAAAACCAGUUUUUGUGUAGAAAUAUGACACCCUUAAUUAGUGUGUAUUUAAAAAGAAUCCCAGUUUUUUAAA
Messenger RNA from Gossypium arboreum, 2877 nucleotides. RefSeq names its product protein ENHANCED DISEASE RESISTANCE 2-like. NCBI's taxonomy places the organism in Eukaryota, Viridiplantae, Streptophyta, Magnoliopsida, Malvales, Malvaceae. The record is from RefSeq and is a predicted model, not a curated record. Bases 339 to 2543 code for a protein of 734 amino acids. The transcript is spliced from 21 exons. Gene Ontology annotation, molecular function: lipid binding.